Molecule: messenger RNA, 1295 nt
Organism: Rubroshorea leprosula
Lineage: Eukaryota; Viridiplantae; Streptophyta; Magnoliopsida; Malvales; Dipterocarpaceae
Source: the annotation of a GenBank genome assembly
UUCCCAUUCAGCUCACUCUACUAACCCUUCAUCUCCGGCGACUGCUUAACUUCUCUUUGAUCUCCGGCAAUGGCGAAGCAACCUGUUCGCGUUCUUGUUACUGGUGCUGCAGGACAAAUUGGAUAUGCUCUUGUACCCAUGAUUGCUAGGGGAGUCAUGCUAGGUCCAGACCAGCCUGUAAUCUUGCACAUGCUUGAUAUCCCACCUGCUGCGGAGGCUUUAAAUGGAGUGAAAAUGGAGUUGGUGGACGCUGCAUUCCCCCUUCUUAAGGGUGUUGUUGCUACUACUGAUGUUAUUGAGGGAUGCACUGGAGUCAGCAUUGCAAUCAUGGUUGGUGGUUUCCCAAGGAAGGAAGGCAUGGAGAGAAAAGAUGUGAUGUCUAAGAAUGUCUCAAUCUACAAGUCCCAAGCUUCUGCCCUGGAACAAUAUGCAGCUCCCAACUGCAAGGUUCUGGUUGUUGCUAACCCUGCCAACACUAAUGCAUUGAUCCUGAAGGAAUUUGCACCUUCAAUCCCUGCUAAGAAUAUUACAUGCUUGACCAGAUUGGAUCAUAACAGGGCACUGGGACAAAUCUCAGAGAGACUAAAUGUCCAAGUUUCUGAUGUUAAGAAUGUGAUUAUCUGGGGUAAUCACUCAUCAACUCAGUACCCUGAUGUCAACCAUGCAACUGUCAAGACUCUACCUGGGCAGAGGGCUGUACGUGGGCUUGUGAAGGAUGAUGAAUGGUUGAAUGGAGAAUUCAUAACUACUGUUCAACAACGUGGUGCUGUUAUCAUCAAAGCUAGAAAGCUCUCAAGUGCAUUGUCUGCUGCUAGUUCAGCUUGUGAUCACAUCCGUGAUUGGGUCCUUGGAACUCCAGAGGGCACAUGGGUUUCAAUGGGUGUUUACUCUGAUGGUUCAUACAAUGUGCCAGCUGGGCUUAUUUAUUCCUUCCCAGUAACCUGUAAGAAUGGGGAAUGGACUAUUGUCCAAGGGCUUCACAUUGAUCAAUUCUCAAGGAAGAAGCUAGAUUUGACAGCAGAGGAGCUCUCCGCGGAGAAGGCUCUGGCGUACUCCUGCCUCUCUUAAAUGGGCAAUCUCUUUGUUUACCUAGCGUGUUUGUAAGUGGGAAAACCCUGCAAUUCUUAUUAAUGUGGGGUAUAGCUACAAUUUUGAAUAAAGCUUUUGUUAACAUGUAGAGGACCUCUGCUCAUGAUGAACAAAGUUGCCUUCAGUCCUGUCUUUUUAUGUGCGGACUUUUGAAUUUUUAUCUCAAUAUUGAUGUGAGUUUUCAAUUAUAAAUGUGUCUUGCAAUG